AAAUUUAACCUUCAAUCAGGAAUUCAUAGGGGUGCUUACAUUGACAUGUCAGAAUCAAGAAGUUGUGCUCAUGAUGGUGAGGUGGUUGUAGUUGCUUGUGACUCAACAAAUACUCUAAUGAUAAAUGCAGGAUAUCAAGGAGAUCUAAAGGUUUGGGAUUUCAAAGAAAGAGGUCUUAAAUCCAGAUGGGAGAUUGGUUGUUCUGUUGUUAAGAUUGUCUACCAUCCUUAUAAUGGUACAACUUUCCCAACUCAAGAUAAGCAAAUACCCGAUUUAGUUACACUGUCAUUGCUGCCCAAGAGUCAAUGGCAAAGCUUGAUCAAUUUAGACAUUAUAAAGGUUCGCAAUAAACCUAUUGAGCCUCCUAAAAAACCUGAAAAGGCUCCAUUCUUCCUGCCUUCAGUUCCAUUGCUCUCGGAGGAAAUAUUGUUUGAGCUUGGUAAGGCAUUACUAGAGGAGAAGGAUGUAAAAGAUGAAGAAAAACAAAUGAACAAGGAAAGGUUCCAUACGCCAUAAUCCCGACAGUUGUAAGUAUCCAACAUUUCAUUCUUAUUUGCAUCUUGUAUGUUUGUUAAGUACAGUCAAUUAAUUAUUGUUGGAAAUGACGAUGCUUUAAUGAAAAUUUAUUGGAAAUAAUGAUGACAUAUAUGAGAGCUA
Cicer arietinum (chickpea) is the source of this 657-nucleotide messenger RNA. RefSeq lists its product as uncharacterized. Gene Ontology annotation, biological process: rRNA processing. The record is from RefSeq and is a predicted model, not a curated record. Gene Ontology annotation, cellular component: Pwp2p-containing subcomplex of 90S preribosome; small-subunit processome. Gene Ontology annotation, molecular function: protein binding. NCBI's taxonomy places the organism in Eukaryota, Viridiplantae, Streptophyta, Magnoliopsida, Fabales, Fabaceae.